GCCCGUCGGAGAGUUGAGUUUUCGAUGUUACGAGUGUUUUCGAAAGUCUUUUUCUCGACUCGACGAUCCGCGCCGGGCAUUUCAUUAAUUUUCAUUAUUUCGUUUGGCUGGCAUCGGUGAAAAUUCUGAAAGCGGAAAGACUGAGCCGUCUGGGAAUGGACUCCUGAAUAGAUGAUCACUGACCAAAAGGAAGGAAUAUACUAUUAAAAGGUGACGAAUUCGCAAAAGACUCUAUUGGGUGCACGGCGGAAUGUGUUCCACCUCGGUGCUAUGUCCGCUCUGCGCGGUGCCCAGUUUCGGGAGUAUUGACGCACUGCAGCAGAGGCUGAUCAAGGCCGCCAACGGCCCACUGGCCUGUCCUUUCGCCAACUGCAAGGAGCUCUUCCUGGGGCUGGACAAGCUCACCAUUCACCUCUUUUCGCACACCAGUCUGAUGAGCAGUGAUGAUUCAGCUACGAGCCCGGUUAAUGUCCAACCCGUUCCUCCCCUGGUUGCCGUGGCUGCUCCCAAAAGGAGGGUCAAGCGAGCGAAGGGCAAGCCCGUCCUCCCGGCCCAGCCAUUGCCACCUGCUCCCCAAACUCCUCCCGCCAAUUGUGACAUUUGCGAAUUCAGUUUCCGGAAUACCGAGCUAAGAGACAUGCACAUCCGGUUGGUGCACGAAAAUGCGGAAGGAGAGCAGAAACCCAAGGAACCAACACAGGAGGAGACGGAUCAAGAGCCCUACAAGUGCCACCUCUGCUCGAAGACUUUUCGCAUGAAGGGCUCCCUUCGAAUACACCUGAAAGUAGUGCACAUGAUGGGAGUGCCCUGCUCCAAUCCCAGUCCCGUAUCCCCCUCCACUGCGGUUAGCCCCUCGACCAAACUCAGCAUUUGCGAUCGCAUCCGGCACAAGGAGGCGGGAGCCAUUGGAAGCGCCAACUCAUCCUCCACCAGCACCCAGCCCUACGCCCUGAGAGGGGCACUCAGCAUGCUCCAGCAACCCCCCAGCUCACCGGAUUCGGUAACCGCCACGCCAAAGUUGUGGGAGUGCGAUGUGUGCACCAAGUCCUUCACCACCAAGUACUUCCUGAAGAAGCACAAGCGGCUGCACACUGGGGAGAUGCCGUACACGUGUGAGAUCUGCGCCAGGACCUUCACCUUUCAGCAGUCGUACCACAAGCAUUUGCUGUACCACAGCGAGGUGAAACCCCACGUCUGCGUAGUUUGUGGUCGAGCAUUCAAGGAGCUGUCCACGCUGCACAACCACCAGAGGAUCCACAGCGGAGAGAAGCCGUUCAAGUGCGAGGUGUGCGGCAAGUGUUUUCGACAGCGGGUGUCCUUUCUGGUUCACACGCGCAUCCACACGGGGGUGAUGCCGUACAAGUGCGAGCUCUGUCAAAAGACGUUUAGAUACAAGGUCAGUCAACGCACCCACCGAUGUCCCAACGAGGAAGGACAGACGCCGGAGCAGCUGAUCAAGGCCUUCUUGGAGAGCGACGAAUCGCCCACGCAGCCCUCGCCGGCGAGCGCCGAAAUAGCUGCCAUCAACAACGGCUUGAUGCCGGAUCCGGAACAGGAGGCGUUGCUCUCGCAGUCCAUUGACGACAUUGUGGUAGAGCAAUGCCAGAAACUGGGCAUCUGUGGCGUGGAGCCGAGGGAGGAACAAGGCCAUCUCGUAUGCUUGCAGCCGGUCGCUGUUGUGCAAUUCACCGGGAAUGGGUCCCCAUUGCAACAGCUCCAGAACUUGAGACUCUACUCACCUCAACAGAUGCCCAGUUCCGAUGGCGAAGUCUACCAACGCUUCCUGAUGGACGCCACGUAG
This is a messenger RNA of Drosophila biarmipes, 1801 nucleotides long. Its product is annotated as zinc finger protein 626. Gene Ontology annotation, biological process: regulation of transcription by RNA polymerase II. Gene Ontology annotation, cellular component: nucleus; chromosome. Gene Ontology annotation, molecular function: chromatin insulator sequence binding. The transcript has 4 exons. The coding region runs from base 251 to 1801 and encodes 516 amino acids. NCBI's taxonomy places the organism in Eukaryota, Metazoa, Arthropoda, Insecta, Diptera, Drosophilidae. The record is from RefSeq and is a predicted model, not a curated record.